AAGCUCAACUUCAACGGGGACAGGUAUUCACUCCUGUUCCAUCACGUGCACCUACUGACGGAGAUGAUUACUACGAUGGCUACGUUCGGGUGGACAACCCUCAGACUAUCCUAGGGGGAACUCUCAAUGCUCGGCCCACGAGACCAGAAAAUCCGUUGAGCCCCGUUCCGUCCGUUGAGCGAGGCGAUGGCGACAGUCGAUUUUCGGAAACAUUUUCUGACCAAGGACAUAUCAUACAUAGCUCCCCAAUGAUGCCAGAUCAGCCUGCAUCUCUACAUCGCCAUAUGCGAGAUGGAGUCACUCGGGCUGAUUCUUUUAGCCACGGCAGUGUUUCGGGUCGUCACAUACCUGACGACCCUGCUAUCACCCACAUCAACAGAUCUAAUGACUCAGGAAGCGAACAUACUGUCGAGGCGCCCAGGACGCCAAUGUCUAGUCACUCUCAUGCGAGAGCGGCUUCUAUACACACGCCCGGUGGUUACCCGGGAAAGACUCCUACUAAUAUAUAUGCGGACGGCCACGAGGUUUGCCACUGAUAUACGUUUUCCGACAACUAUAAUGAUUGCUUAUAGACUUAUCCCAUGCGACACGAUGAAAUCCACCCAGGUGGCCACGGCCGGGCUCCUCACUCAGGUAGUCAUGGUCCUAUUUAUUACAUCAUCCCUGGCGGGAUGAGUGUUAUAUUCCAAGACGAAUACGGGAAUGAAGUCGCAAG
This is a messenger RNA of Suillus subalutaceus, 715 nucleotides long. RefSeq lists its product as uncharacterized. The coding region runs from base 292 to 675 and encodes 127 amino acids. The transcript is spliced from 2 exons. Lineage: Eukaryota; Fungi; Basidiomycota; Agaricomycetes; Boletales; Suillaceae. The record is from RefSeq and is a predicted model, not a curated record.